Molecule: messenger RNA, 1347 nt
Organism: Exophiala bonariae
Lineage: Eukaryota; Fungi; Ascomycota; Eurotiomycetes; Chaetothyriales; Herpotrichiellaceae
Exons: 1
Coding region: 1-1347 (448 amino acids)
Source: RefSeq, a predicted model, not a curated record
AUGUCCGCCGUCCUCGAGAUUGACGACGUCCCUCAUAUAGUCCGGUAUGGAUCGCACGACGACAAAGCCGGCUGCGAGAAAUGCUGGAUUCACUUCUAUCGCUCCGGAACCCGCUUCGACAUUCACGUCACAGGUAGUGCUGUCGACGGAACUCGUUUUGCGGAAAGAUGGAUCCCUCUUCUGAAAAGUCCAGAAGUGAAGCCUUAUACGGGCAAAGUCGCCCCUUGGGUUCAACAGUGGGAAGAUCUCUGCACGCUCGUCAUCUCUGCGUGUCUUGGAACCAUUCGAAAGCUUGUCCGUGGGGAUGAUGGCGGCGAAGACCGUGGGAGAUGGAAGAUGUUGGAGGGGUAUCUGAAAGCCCCGAGUUAUAAGCUUGAAGUUGUCAAGAAGGACUCGAGCCUUACUGAAGAAGACGUGGGGACUGAUGGUGGUGGUGUCUCGGUGAAGAUCUGCGAGGGACCAAUUGCAAAGCCGACUUAUGAGCAUUGGCCUCUGCCUGCCGAGUCGAUACGGGAUCUGCCAGACCUGGACGGCAUCAAAGACAAAUUACCUGUGUACCACGCGAGGGAUCUCGAAGUCCUGGGGGCUGACAACGAUUGGAGGCACCCGCCCUCUUCACUCCGUGCGCCGGAUGGAACUAUCUAUACCUUUGUUUGCUGCGAACGCAAUUCCACGCUUAUGCCCGAGAACAUUGUGACGAAUGGCAGUGUGGAUGAGAUUAAUGCUUAUUGCCGCUUGUUUACCGCCGCUGAGGACGUCUCGGUCCCCAGCAAUGUUGGAGUUAGUCACAUAAGAAAGCUCAAAGGUGUCGUGGUAACAGAAGUUCGCAAUGAUUUUCCGGCGGGAGAAUCAGAUGUCCCAGAAGGCUCAGAUGAAAUCAUCAGCACUGCCGCUGAUGACAACAGUUCGAGAGUGGUCGGAAUACUCCUCAACCAGCUACCUUCUGGAAACAGUCUUGGAGACUGGCUGAAGCAGAAACAGGAGAGAGCAGAGGCUGUAGAUGCCAACGAGGUGCAGAGCUGGAAAGAGCAUAUCACGCAGGUUGUCGAGCUCUUGCACAGCCACAGGAUAACCGUCGGUGGGUAUCAGACGAAAGACGAUGGUGAUGACGGUGAUGACGGCAAAGAUGGAGAUAGCGCGUGGUAUUAUAUCAACCAGCAUACCAUUGAGAUCGUGCCGAGCGACCAAAGUGACCAGGGACCUGAUGGCGAUAUUAUCGGUUCCGAGACAGAGGCAUGGCUGUCGCUAGGAGCAGGUUGCACUCAUCACCCAAGUGGUGACGAAGAAGCAUUUCAAAAAGACAUGAUGCUAGACUGGGAAGGUGUCGAUAAGGCUUUCACCCUGUGA